Molecule: messenger RNA, 1240 nt
Organism: Drosophila hydei
Lineage: Eukaryota; Metazoa; Arthropoda; Insecta; Diptera; Drosophilidae
Gene: Tango14
Product: dehydrodolichyl diphosphate synthase complex subunit nus1
Exons: 3
Coding region: 285-1115 (276 amino acids)
Cellular component (GO): endoplasmic reticulum membrane; dehydrodolichyl diphosphate synthase complex
Molecular function (GO): ditrans,polycis-polyprenyl diphosphate synthase [(2E,6E)-farnesyl diphosphate specific] activity
Source: RefSeq, a predicted model, not a curated record
GAUACUUUAGGCGAUACAUCGAUAUUCGUAUUCUCUGAACACAGAACACGUAUGUGUAGAUAUGUGCGUGCGCCAAAAGGGGCAAUGAAAAACUAAAGUUCAAGCUAUGUUGCUUCUCAGCAGCACAAUUACACCAUUUGUUGCUUAACAUACGUUAUGUGUGGGCACCGCUGCAGCAACAACACGGCAACAAAGCAAGCAACAGGAGCACCGUUGCCCGGCACCUCAACAACACGACUUAAGUAUAAAUUUAAAUUAACAGUUACCAUUCCAAGCACACCAAAAUGAUGAUGCAAAUUGUGUGCCUAUUACUUGGCCGACUCCUGCUAAUCUGCAUUGCCGUCAACGAUCUGCUGCAACAGCUCUGGCUGCGAUUGCAUGCGUUUGCUAGCAGGUCAUAUGACUACUGGCAAUGUGAUCAACGGGCGUUUCUGGGUGCCGCUGUGCGCGGCCUAGAAAAGUUGCCACAACACCUGGUGUUGGUUAUCGGACCGGACGACUGUUAUGUGAAUGCAGCACUGCUGAAACGCAUUUUCAGCUACACUCACAUUGUUGGCAUACCCUAUUUAAGUGUGUAUGACACGCGGACACCUGGUAAGGGCUACGUAGAUCUGUCACUUUUCUGUCAGCAAAAUGAAAAGGGCGAUAUGUUCUACCAUUGGCCGUCCCAACAAGUAAAAGAACAAAAACCCCCACAGAAUGGCUAUAAAACUGUUCCAAACGGCACUUCCAAUGGCUACGCCAAUAAAGGUGCGCAUUAUACCCCGCUACAGGUCUGUCAAAUCAGUAGAGCUGAUGGCCAUGCGCUAAUUGCCGAUGUCUGCCGCGAGCUGUACGAAAACCGCCAAACCGCCCAGGUGCAAGCGAUGCUGGAGGAGCGCCAAGCGCUAACCGAUGGCAUUAGUGCCAUAUUGAAUAAGCGGCUGGGACUCGCAGUGCCGGAGCCAGAGCUGGGCAUUGUGUUCUCCAGGCAGACGUGCACAUACGGCUUGCUGCCGUGGCAUGUGCGCUUCACCGAGUUCCAUACGCAUCGCAGCGGUAGCUACUUUGAUGCCAAGUCAUUUGCCAAUGUGCUUUACAAGUAUGCGCGCUGCGAGCAGCGUUGGGGCAAAUAAUGUUGGCUCUUAUGUCCUAAAUUAGUUACUUUACUUUAGAAUAUUAUAUGUAUAUUAGUUUAAGUUAUUGCCUGCAAGUUGUAAAAACAUCCGCUACAAAGUUAAGCAAAAAGUGAAACGUCACA